AUGGUGGUCUGCAUUGCUUGUCAGGGUUGGGUGUGAUUUAUGAGGGGAAGUAAGGGAGGAGCUGUGGUUCGUUUCUCUCUGGAGAUCUCCGUAGGUUCAGCGUGAAGUACCGAUAACCUCUGGAGCUUUCCUGUGGAGGCCCGGAAAGAGUCACGGCGCGGGAAGUGUCUCUGCGUUUAUAAACACAGCUAACGCCCCUUGUCCUGCUAGAAGUGUUUACAUGUCUUAGCCCACGAGUGUGACAGCACUGCAGGGUAUUUUGGUAACCUUUUAACCAUUGCUUUUUCGUAACAAACCACUAGAAUCCCAGUCGUCAGAAGGUUCAUCUCUUUCCCACCACUGGACCGCAGAAAUGUACAACAACAGCUACUCCCGGGCCACAUUCGGGCUGGAGGCGAAACAAAUCCACAAGGCGAAGGGGAAAAGCUGCGGCUACUACAUGAGGAUCGUGUUCUUCUUCUCGUCUCUGAUCCAGUCUCUCAUCAUCGCCAGUCUGGUGCUCUUCCUUGUGUACGGCCAGCCGGAGAAGACCGCCGAUGAGAAGAGAGUAGAAGAGCUGGAGCAGGCCUUUAACAAGCUCUCCGCAGACAACAACAAACUCCGAAAAGAGAAAGCUGACCUCGCCGGUGCCCUCAAAGCGAAGACUGGAGAGAAGGAUGCGGCAGACAAAGAGAUAGCAAAGCUGAAAAAUGACUUGAACACGACAAGUUUCAAUAGCAAAAACUUGCAGAAGGCACUUUCUCUUUGUGAGAUCAAUAAAAUGAAGCUUUCAAGCACUCGAAAUACUCCACUCCCAUGUCCACCAAUCAACAACAAUCUGAAUGGUGAAGUAAAAACUCUGAAUACCCUUCUGGAUCAGCAGAAAGUUAUGUAUGGUAUCCUUAAGAGCAACUUCAGCCAGACAGUGGAGUACCUCAAAGCUGACUUGGACAACGCAGUGAAGGAUAAAAACCAACAUCAUACUCAGGUGAUACAACUGAGACAGGAAAACGUGAAUUUGAAAUCCCAGCUUGAUGUUUACACCAAGAAAUGCAAAGAAGACUUUGCAGAGUCCCUCAUAGGCAUCCAAACGGUCACAAGUGCCUUCCUAACCAAAAUCGACAACUUCUUCACCAACUCGGUCACGUUUCACCUCACCUGCCAGAAACAGGAAGAACAGAUGGACAGGAUUCGCUCCAACUGCUCUAGCCUUUCUCGACAGGUGGAGGACAAGUUCCAGAGCUACCUGAACACUGUGGGAGCGAAGGUCUCGAGCAUUCAAAAACAGAGCAGCUUGUUGGAAGUACAGAAUGCGGAGCUGACUUCAGAACUGGACAAGUGUAAAACAGGUCGAGAGAAAGAGUCUGCAGAGAGCAGCAAAAAACUGCAAGACGCCCAACAGACAUAUGACAGACAAUUGGAGCAGCUUCUCAGGGAGCAAAACAGACUGAGGGAUGAAAAGAAACUGGUAGACACCCAGCUCUCUGUGAAAGACGCCACCCUCAUAUCUCUGCAAAGUGGCUGCGUACAACAGCCCAAACUUGCUGGUCUUCAACCCCCGGGAAAGGCUGGCUUGCUCCCACCUGGUAGGAGCAAUUAACCACUAAAGGUUGGGUGUGGAGAAAGGAAUGAUCUGAAUCUCAAGGCCGGACUCUGAGUUUUUGAGUGUGGGGGUUUCCUGAUUUUUAGCCUGUGAUGUCUUUUGUAAAUAAUGUUGUCACCUUGGAUCACUGUAAAUGUACAUGCACUCGAAUGUUUAGUUCACUGUAUAGUUGUAUUUAAGCGUUACGGGCUGUG
This is a messenger RNA of Rhinichthys klamathensis goyatoka, 1776 nucleotides long. It is a transcript of the gene plvapb, whose product is annotated as plasmalemma vesicle associated protein b. The record is from RefSeq and is a predicted model, not a curated record. Gene Ontology annotation, cellular component: caveola. The transcript is spliced from 5 exons. Gene Ontology annotation, biological process: regulation of vascular permeability; positive regulation of cellular extravasation. NCBI's taxonomy places the organism in Eukaryota, Metazoa, Chordata, Actinopteri, Cypriniformes, Leuciscidae. The coding region runs from base 353 to 1579 and encodes 408 amino acids.